GCCGGUGGUUCGAUGCCGAAGUGAGGCUGGACCGGUACUUUUGUACCGGUGGGGCAGAGGCCGGCCUCUAUGCUGCGAGGCCUGGCCGUGCCCUGAACCGUCAAGAUUGACAGUUCAGCCCCAACCGGCGGGCGGCAGCCUCAAGAGCGCCGCCAGGCCCAAACGGUAAUGUCGUUUGGGCCUGCCCGUCGGAUCCGGUCCAAAAUGAGGCCUUUACGGCCUGUAGUACCCCAAGGUGGGGCCUUUAGGCCCUACUGUGUCCCUCUGGCCCUAAGUCGGGUCUGGUAGGGCCCGUGUGACGUCGAAGAUGUAACAUGGGGCCAUGUGGAAAGAAUCCGAAAGACAAAUAUAGGUGCUGCCUACGCAACUCUUGGUGUGUUUCCUCAUUUGAAUUGUCUGACUUUUUCCAUAUUUGCUGCACUAACCUUUUUCGGUUCUAUUGAAUCUAUUCUCUUUUCCAUAUUUGCUCCAUUAACCUCAUGUUUGUGCGGAUGGAAAUGUUUUUGUGAUAUCGAAUGUUUGUGUGGAUGAAAUGUUUUCUGUGACAUUUAUUAUGUAUCCUUCUCUUCAUUCAGUAUGACAUGACGCUCAGUUGCUUCGAGCGGGCAUUGGCAUUGGCAAGUGAUGAUAACAUGGCUGAUGUCUGGUACAACAUUGGGCAAAUAGCAAUAGGCAUUGGAGAUCUUGGCCUGGCAUACCAAUCAUUCAAGAUAGCUGUUGCAAUUGACAACAACCAUUACGACUCAUUCAACAACAUCGGGGUUCUUGAGCUGCGCAAAGGAAACUUGGAGCAAGCUCGGGCAAGCUUCCAGAUCCCGCAGCGAUCAGCGCCAUACAUGUUUGAGCCCUUCUUUAAUGGGGCACUGCUAGCUCAGAAAAUGGGUCAUUUUGAAGAGAGCUUUAACCUGAUAGUGAAGGCCCUCAAGGCUUAUCCUGAGCACACCGACUCCCAGGAGGUCCUCAAGCAAUUGGUGCAUCAGCUUACGCUCCUUUGAUGAUGUUCCGUACCGGCGAAAAAUGACUGUGGUGGUGGUCAAAAUCUUCCAAAAUCACUUUAUCUUGCGCACUGCCAGGACGA
This is a messenger RNA of Chara braunii, 1078 nucleotides long. NCBI's taxonomy places the organism in Eukaryota, Viridiplantae, Streptophyta, Charophyceae, Charales, Characeae. The record is from the annotation of a GenBank genome assembly.